Molecule: messenger RNA, 2672 nt
Organism: Heteronotia binoei (common prickly gecko)
Lineage: Eukaryota; Metazoa; Chordata; Lepidosauria; Squamata; Gekkonidae
Gene: PIK3R5
Product: phosphoinositide-3-kinase regulatory subunit 5
Exons: 18
Coding region: 18-2651 (877 amino acids)
Biological process (GO): positive regulation of MAP kinase activity; G protein-coupled receptor signaling pathway
Cellular component (GO): phosphatidylinositol 3-kinase complex, class IB
Molecular function (GO): 1-phosphatidylinositol-3-kinase regulator activity
Source: RefSeq, a predicted model, not a curated record
CCAGGCGAUGAUCUAAAAUGCAGCACACGACGUGCACGGAGGAUCGGAUCCACCAUGCGCUGGAGAGGUGCCUCCAUGGCCUCAGCAAAAACACCAUCUCUGCUAGUACUUGGACAGCUGGGCUUUGUCUGAAUUGCUGGAGCCUCCAGGAGCUGGUUAGCCGUGAUGCAGGGAACUACCUCAUCCUUCUGGAGAAAAUACUACAAAAGGCUGAAGAGGUCCAAGAGAAUUGCGACUAUGAUCUGUUUAUUCCACUGGCCUUGCUCUUCAGUUCAGCUGUCUUGUAUACUUCCCACUUCCCUUCCAAUUCUGACCUGCUUUGGAGAGCCAGGCAGACCUUCCGGGACUUCCUCGCCUGGCCCGUGCCGUACUGCGAUUUCUGCCAGGAACUGCUGACCUUUAUUGACAACGAGCUCAAAGCCCCAGGGAUUUCCUAUCAAAGGCUGGUGAGGGCGGAGCAUGGUCUGUCUGUAAAGAGCUCAGACAGUUCUAUUGUAACAGUCCUGUUACUGAACUCUUCCGAAGUUCACCAGGAGUUUGUCUCAGUUGCUGAAAGGCUUAGUGCUGUAGAGCACUCUCACCACAUGCUACUGGUCACCCUUCUUGAACACAUUUACCAAGCUAACUUUGGGACGAAUUGGGACCUUGUCAGACUCCAUCAAGCUCUGAAGCUGAAGCCUGCGCAGGAACUCAUGGAGCUCCUUGCCAAUACCACAGAAGCUCAAGAAUCGGCAGCGGAGACCAGCAGUGACCCCACAGCAGCCAGGAAGCAGCUGGAGUCUGCAUUGCAGGACAUUGCUAAAGCAGCACAGCUACCCGGAUUCGUAGGAGAAGCCCAGACGCAUAAGCCCCACCUCAUCCCUGUGCCCGCUGCCCGCUGUUAUGCCUACGUUUGGGACCAGGAUAAUUUCGACAUCUUGAAUGAGGUACUAGACAAGGAGUGCGACUACCCCAAGCCGGCACUUCUGGAAGAUGAAGAAGAGGAAACAGACGGCUGCUUUCCACAAAACGGUUCUUUGUUACCUUCCCUGGAGUCAAUCUACAAAAAGCCUAUCUAUUCAGGCUUGCCAGAGGAUGGCUCAUGCGAUUCACAGGUGUCGGUCUCCGCCGUUUCUGAGGACCUGAACUCUGAGCUCUCAUUGGCCUCUACAAAGUCCUUGAAGUCGUUUGUCUCCAGCCUGAAGGACUGCAUGGACAGUGGCUACGCGGAGGACAGCGAUGAGAGCUCUCUCGAGUCCACGGGGCAGUCGGAUCCAAAGGAGGACAAGGCACCGCCCAGGCAGCGGCACCGGUUAACAAAGAUCUACAAGUUGUUCAAGACCAAAAGCCAGCUGAUCCUGGGCAAAGAGCUGAGAGACAUUUCUGAGGUAGCUUCCCUCUCACUGCCCCUCCGUCGAGCAGAGAGCCUCUGCAACCCUGCAGCCAAACACCAUGUCUUUACGCGCAGUCGGCGGGCCCAGUCACUGCCCCAACAUGUACUGAGCUCAGCGCUUUUGCAGCAAUGUGUCCCGGAUAACGUCUGUGUCCAACGUCGGCCCUUCCUGAGCUGCGACGAGGAUAUGAAGGUCUCGACGUUGCGUGUUGUCGUGUUUGGCUCUGACCGCAUUGUGGGGAAAGUAGCUCGGGCUUACAGCAAUCUUAAAUCUCAAGAAAGAAGUUGCCCGUGGCUGACGCGGUACUUCAAGCUGCAGUUUUUCUACGUCCCCAUAAAAAGGAGCGGUCUGACAUCAUCCACACCCACCUGCUCUCCACCUCCUCCAGGAGACCCUCAAAGCCGCUCGGGAUCUGUGGAUCCUGGCUUGACGAGGAAGGAGAGCAGCACCAACAGCAUCUCCCAGUAUAUAGGCCUGCUGGACCCCUGGUACGAGCGCAAUGUUCUUGGGCUGAUGAACCUUCCGGCAGACGUCCUAUGCCAGCAGUGCAUCAAGCCCGAGGGGGUCCUGGAGGAAGCGGAAGAGCAACUCCCCAUCCUUGCAGAUAUGAUACUUUACUACUGUCGCUUCGCAACCCACCCUGUCCUGCUGCAGAUCUACCAGAUAGAGCUCACUUUCGCUGGAGGAGAGACAAGGACCGAGAUCUUCAUCCACUCUCUAGAGAUGGGACACUCGGCGGUCACGCGGGCCAUCAAGGCUUCAGGUCCAGGUAGCAAACGGCUGGGCAUUGACGGAGACAGAGAGGCAAUCCCACUAACACUACAAAUCGCCUAUAGCAAGAGAGCAGUCAGUGGAAGGAACCGCUGGAACGACACUGAGAAAGUCUGCACGUCCAUCGAUCUCAGCAAGACCUGUAACAGACCAGAACAGCUUGAUUCCAAAACAGAGUGCUUGACGCUCACCGUGACAGAAGUCAUCAAGAGGCAAAGCUCCAAGUCCAAGAAGACUUUCAAUCAGCAGAUCAACGUGUCUGAGAUCAAAGCGGACAAAGUCCAGAUCACAGGGGUCAACUGUUCCUUCGCUGUAUGCCUGGACCAGGACGAGAGGAAGAUUCUGCAGAGUGUCACUAGGUGUGAAAUCACAGCGUGCUGCAAACCUGAGACCAACGAGCCCCGCUUUGGAGGAAGGCCGGCUUCUCUCCUCCCUACCCGAGAUCCCUCCGAUUCCUGCUCUCUUCUGUGCUUGCCUAUUGCCACUUUUGGUGGGGCACUGCCCUGAGGAAGGCAGCGAGGAUGAAAC